Molecule: messenger RNA, 519 nt
Organism: Ostertagia ostertagi
Lineage: Eukaryota; Metazoa; Nematoda; Chromadorea; Rhabditida; Trichostrongylidae
Source: the annotation of a GenBank genome assembly
AUGUCCUCCGUCUGGGCGCUGGCCGACCGCCUGGUGCUGGGCCUGGCCGAAGCGUCCCAAGGCUGCGAGAACCUGCUGGCACGGCGAGAGCUUGUCAUCAACCUGCCCGGCCCGGCCCAGCACGAGGGCGUCGAACGGCUGGCCCCGACGACCGGGCGCUGGCCGGUGCCGGUGGACAAGGCCGAGAUGGGCUAUCGCCACGUCGAGGACAAGUUCGCCCUCACCGGCUGGCGAGCACUGCCCUCAACACGUGUGAGGCCGCAUCGCGUGGCGCAGUGCCCGCUGCAGAUCGAGGCCCGGCUGCUGGCGGCGCACCCUUGCCAGCCCAGCGCCGACGGCGCGGCUCCACCGCUGCGCAUCCUGGAGGUCGAAGUGCUGCAGGUGCACGCGCACGAGACCAUCGUCCAGCCCGCCAGCCAGCACAUCGACACCGCCCGUUGGCAGCCCCUGCUUUACGUGUUCCGCCACUACUUCGGCACCGGGCCGCGCCUGGGCCGCAACUUCCGCGCCGAGACCUGA